AUGCGUGUGCUCCUCGUUCAGACGGCUCAGGGACUGACGCCCUCGUGCGGGGGCUACAAGGCGAACAUCAGCCUGCUCCGAAACCUACGCAGUUACGGCCAUGCCGUUGCCCAGAUUUGCUACGGAUCGGAAGCCGAAAUCGAGCGGUCUACCAAGCUAGCCGAGGCCAAGGGCAUCCAGCCCAACCUCGUCAACCAUCCAGUCCCGCCCGUCAUCGAUCUCAAGGGCGUGGUCCACAACAUCUUCGUAAAGACAUUUACCGACGAGGACGGCAUCCACAAUGUGGUUCUGUCACGCGCCGAGUUCAAUGCGGCCUACCCGCGCAAUGAAACGACGUUCCGAAUGCUCAUGCUCAUCCGUAUUUUUACCGCGCACAUCACGCUGUUUCGCCCAACCCAUGUCAUCUUCAACGACCCGGUUACCAUGAAAAUCACUUCCCUCCAUCCCGACUGUGGGACAUUCAAGCGCAUCAAUAUCAUUCACACCGCCGAGCAACUCCCAUUUGGGCCCUUUUCCGGCGGCGUCGAUGGGCACUGCCUCUCUCCAGCGGUGGAAGAUGCCCUGCUUCGAGGCCUUGACGGAAUCUGGGCCGUUUCUCGCGCCAUUCAACAGUACGCUUGGACGUAUGGAACGCUGGAAUCAAAGUUCAUCGUCCACCCCACUUUGACAUAUCUGGAUAAGGACACAGGAAGCCUGCCGGUCGUUCGCAACAAUGUUGACAAGCAUGAGAUUGGAAUGGUCAACCCAUGCCCACACAAAGGCCUGGCGAUCCUUCUCGCUCUGGCCGAGAGGUUCCCGGACAUGAAGUUUGUCACUUGGAAGAGCUGGGGAACCAGCAAAGAGCAUACGGCCCAGCUUCUCGCUCUCCCCAACGUGGAGGUUCUACCGACAACUCGCAAUACGGACGAAAUCUGGGACCGCAUCAGGGUUCUCCUUGCACCUUCGGUUUGGCACGAGGCGUGGGGCAUCAUUGUAACCGAGGCUCAAUUGCGUGGAAUUCCGGUUAUUGCAUCCAACGCAGGCGGCCUGCCCGAGGCCAAGAUAGGUCUUCCCUAUUGUAUCCCUGUUAACAUGGUGACCGGCGCGCGUCACCCGAAUGGAGAUUACGUAGUGCCGGAGCAGGACAUGAAGCCUUGGGAGGAGGCCCUUGUCACGGUUAUGACCGACAACGAGGCUUAUCAGGCUCUGACAACCCUCACUGCCACCAAGGCUGCUGAGUGGCUUUGCAACCUCGACGACCGGGCGCAUGAAAAAUGGCUGCUCUCAAUGAUGGAUGGAAAGUUGGAAUGAGUGGACACCGCACCGCCGGUAGCGGCUCAACAGCACGCCGUAGAGUCCCCUCCCCAUUUUCGGGUUGAUUCGGCCCGCUUGACAGUGGCUACAGGUUUCCGGCUGAGGCAUAAGCAGUCGCAGGCAGACGUAUUGCAGCAUUUGAUGGAGUGCCGGUUUUCCCUAUGACGUGUCAUCUGUCCUUGGGUGUUUCUUCAUUCGUGACUUGUCUUGCUGCUUCCUGGAUAUGCGGGGGCUCCCUCAUCCCUUCCUGUUGCUCCUUAUUUGAAGAGAAGGAUCGCAUGGAUGGUCCUUCUUUCCAAUGCUGCCUUUGGCAAGCAUUACGUCCUAUCAUAGCUGGUGUAUGCUUAAAUUGCUGACAUGACGGGG
Canariomyces notabilis is the source of this 1659-nucleotide messenger RNA. RefSeq names its product glycosyltransferase family 4 protein. NCBI's taxonomy places the organism in Eukaryota, Fungi, Ascomycota, Sordariomycetes, Sordariales, Chaetomiaceae. The record is from RefSeq and is a predicted model, not a curated record. Bases 1 to 1290 code for a protein of 429 amino acids. The transcript is spliced from 3 exons.